GACAAUAAUUAUCAAAUACAAAUAAAAGUCCUAUAAUAUCUAAAAACUUUUCAUCAAAAAACUAAACAAGGUCAAAGUAUUGAACUUUACUUAUCAGAAGAAGCAGAACUGAUUGGAUCAAUUUGCUCCAAGAGAUACAAAAAGCACACGUCCUAAUCCUACGCGGAGCGAUUGGAUAGAGACGCACUUCAAUAACAUCUUAGGCCAGGAGAUAUAAAAUCUGGGCGCAUGGCCCAGUGCAGGUGAGUGGUGUGCACGAAUGCAUGGCGCCCCCAUUUGGACAUUGCCCAUGAGUAAUGGAGUGGAAUGAAAUGGGUUAAUCUACCACCACUUUAUUUAUCAUAUGCUAAUUAUUUUUUGAUUUUGCCGCGCUGACCGUUUAUAUUUAAUAUUUCAUACAUAUGCCAAAAGAUUGGAUGCGACAAAGAAUCAGUUGCAAAAAAAUUGCAAAAUAGACACAGUAAUAUUUUAGUUUGUAUUUGACAAAUAUUGUCCAAUCAUAGACUAACUAGGCUCAAAAUUACAGACAAACUGAUGUUUCAUGCAUGUGACACAAGAUUUGAUAUGACGGUGAAUCUUGAAAAUUUUUGCAAAAGAAUCUUGAUAAGUGACUUAUCAAGAAAUAUGUCAUGACAUAAUGAAAAAAAACUGACUUAUCGGCGCUAGCGAUCGAGCAUCAAGACACAGGUAAAGUAAAAUUUACCUUUGGCACAUAUGCCCUCGCAACGUGGAUUAUAGGAUCUGCUUUAAGAUUCGUACCAAACAAAAGAGGACACAAAUCUCAUAGCGAAUCAUGUGGUCCACAACAGAGGGCAUGUGUGACAAAGCGUCAGGCACGUUCACACCAUUGAUAAGUCAAUAACUUUCAGCAACCCGACCGAAGCAAGUAAACAGAGAGAAAAAGAAAAGAAAAUAAACCACGUACACGAGCUAUGCCGACACGAGGCAUGGGCAUGAGCAUGAUCCUUGUCCUCGUCUUCGUGGUGACGAUCGGCGCGGCAAGCGACGAGGCGGCGCUGCUAGCAUUCAAGGCCGGCCUGAGCUCAGGCGCGCUGGCCUCGUGGAACAGCAGCAGCAGCUCCAGCUCCGGCGGCUUCUGCAGAUGGCACGGCGUGGCGUGCAGCCGCCGCAGGCCGACGCGCGUGGUGGCGCUGAGCCUGCCCUCCAGCAACCUGGCCGGCACGCUCUCGCCGGCCAUCGGGAACCUCACCUUCCUGCGGGUGCUCGACCUGUCCUCCAACGGUCUCCACGGGGAGAUCCCCGAGAGCGUCGGCCGUCUCCGGCGUCUCAGGGCCCUCAACAUGAGCCGCAACCACAUCUCCGGCGCGCUCCUGGCCAACCUCUCCUCCUGCGUCAGCUUGACGGACCUGCGCCUCCACCACAACCAGCUCGGCGGGCGCAUACCGGCGGAUCUCGGUACCACGCUAACUCGGCUCCAGAUUCUUGUGCUGCGAAACAACAGCCUGACAGGACCAAUUCCGGCCUCUCUGGCCAACCUGUCGUCGCUUCGGUACCUCCUGGUGGAUAUCAACCACCUGGGUGGCCCGAUCCCAGCAGGCAUCGGCAGCAUCGCCGGCCUGCAGCAACUUGGUCUGGUAGACAACAGCCUCAGCGGCGUGCUUCCACCUUCCCUGUGGAAUCUGUCGUCGCUGGUGCAACUCGAAGUGAACUACAACAUGCUGCACGGCAGCAUCCCUCCUGACAUCGGCGACAAGUUGCCGACCAUACAAUUCCUUUGGCUGAACAGCAACAGGUUCAGUGGAGCAAUCCCUUCCUCUCUCUCCAAUCUUUCAGCACUCGUAAGUCUGGACCUCUCGGAAAACAACUUCACUGGCCUUGUGCCUCCCACCUUUGGGUGUCGGAGUGGGAAGCUGCACUCGCUUGAGAUUCUCUUCUUGGGAGGAAACCAGCUUGAGGCAGACAACAGCAAGGGUUGGGAAUUUAUCACAUCGCUAGCAAACUGCAGCCAGCUCCAAGAACUCACUCUCAGCAACAACUAUUUCAGUGGGCAGCUGCCAAGGUCAAUUGUAAACCUGUCAUCGACAAUGCAAAUGCUCUAUCUGCACAAUAACCGGCUCUCCGGGAGCAUCCCAGAGGAUAUGGGUAACUUGAUCGGCUUGAACCUGCUCUCUCUGGGGAUAAACUCCAUAUCUGGUGUGAUACCGGAAAGCUUUGGGAAGCUAACAAACUUGGCUACGCUUGACCUGCACAACACUAGCUUGUCAGGCCUCAUACCAUCUUCUGCUGUUGGGAAUCUUACGAAUCUGGUUUUCCUAGAUGCAUACAACUCAAAUUUUGGAGGUCCCAUUCCAGCGAGCCUUGGGAAGCUACAGAAAUUGUACUAUCUGGAUCUGUCACACAACCGUCUUAACGGCUCCAUCCCAAAGGAGAUCCUAGAGCUGCCUUCGCUUUCUUCGUUACUGGACUUGUCAGCCAAUUUUCUCUCCGGACCCAUUCCAUCAGAAGUCGGUACCUUGGCUAACCUAAACACCUUGAGUCUGUCAGGGAACCAGCUCAGUGGCAACAUACCUGACAGCAUAGGAGACUGCGAGGUCCUGGAAUUCCUUUUGCUUGACAGCAACUCGCUCCAGGGAGGCAUACCUCAAUCUUUGACCAAGCUGAAAGGGCUCAACACACUUAACCUAACCAUGAACAGCCUAUCUGGUAGGAUCCCUGAUGCCCUGGGUAGCAUUGGCAAUCUGCAACAGUUGGGUCUAGCGCACAACAAUUUCUCCGGACCAGUCCCGGAAACCCUGCAGAAUCUGAAACUGCUGGGGAACUUAGAUGUGUCGUUCAAUAAUUUGCAAGGCAAGUUACCGGAUGAGGGUGUUUUCAGAAACCUGACCUAUGCAGCGGUUGAGGGGAAUGACGGGUUGUGUGGUGGGAUACCAAGCCUUCAAUUGUCUCCAUGCCCCACUCUUGCUGCAAAUAUGAACAAAAAACGGUGGCACAGGAUUCUUAAAAUAGCUCUGCCGAUCGCAGGAGCAGUAGUCAUGGCAUUUGUUUUGGCUGUUGUUCUUAUUCUGGUACGCCAAAACAAGCUGAAACAAAGACAAAACAGACAAGCGACAUCAGUGGUUAAUGAUGAACAGUAUCAGAGAGUUUCGUAUUACACAUUGUCAAGAGGAACUAACGGAUUUUCAGAAGCUAACUUGCUUGGCAAAGGAAGAUACGGUUCUGUUUAUAGAUGUACCUUAGAAGAGGAAGGUGCAACUGCAACCGUAGCUGUUAAAGUGUUCAACCUUCAGCAAUCAGGAUCUUCAAGGAGUUUCGAGGCUGAGUGUGAGACUCUGAGAAGAGUACGCCAUCGCUGUCUCCUAAAGAUUGUCACUUGUUGCUCGAGUGUUGAUCCACAAGGUGAAGAGUUCAAGGCGUUAGUUUUUGAGUUCAUGCCCAAUGGUAGCUUAGAUGAUUGGAUCAAUCCGCAGUCGAGUAAUCUCACUCCAGAAAAUACCCUCAGUCUUUCACAAAGACUUUGCAUAGCUGCUGAUAUCUUCGAUGCACUUGACUACCUUCACAACCACAGCCAGCCACCAAUCAUCCAUUGCGACCUGAAGCCAAGCAAUAUUCUUCUUGCAGAAGACAUGACAGCUAAAAUUGGCGAUUUUGGCAUAUCAAGAAUCCUACCUUUAAGUACAAUAGUAAAAACUAUGCAAAAUUCACAAAGCUCAAUUGGAAUCAGAGGCUCCAUAGGUUAUAUUGCACCAGAGUAUGCUGAAGGUUGUGCGGUUUCUGGACUAGGUGAUAUUUACAGCCUAGGAAUAUUGUUGCUUGAAAUGUUCACGGGAAGGAGCCCUACUGAUGACAUGUUCAAGGAUACCCUGGACCUGCACAGGUUUGCUGCAGCUGCUGUUCCUGACAAAGCCUUGGAGAUAGCUGAUCAAACAAUCUGGCUGCAUGAAGGAGCAGAUGAUAAUGAAGACGUGAUCCAUGAAAGGAUAACAAGUAUGGUUCGGCAGUGUUUGGGGUCUGUCCUUAGGCUUGGCAUAUCCUGCUCAAAGCAACAGCCCAGAGAGCGUGUGUUGCUAGCAGAUGCUGUGACAGAGAUCCAUUCAAUCAGGGAUGGGUAUCUCAGAUCUCGCUCGAUGAUAGCAAUGAGCAGUGAAGCACUCAAAUCAAAGGUUUAGCAUGCAUUAUUUGUAGUACUCAGUAAUGGCAUCGGAGGUAUAUACCUGACCGGUGUUGUUAUUAGUUACAAGUAAUAUUAAUCAACUAAAGCAUUGAUGACUGCCUUUGUCAAAGAUUUUUUUUUUUUGAAGGAUACUUGUCAAAGAUUUAUGUACAAAGAAUGUUCAACAAUUAUGCCCACCAAAUAUUAGUAAACUAAAGGCAAUGUUUGGAUCCA
Sorghum bicolor (sorghum) is the source of this 4345-nucleotide messenger RNA. RefSeq names its product receptor kinase-like protein Xa21. Gene Ontology annotation, biological process: protein phosphorylation. Lineage: Eukaryota; Viridiplantae; Streptophyta; Magnoliopsida; Poales; Poaceae. Gene Ontology annotation, cellular component: plasma membrane. The record is from RefSeq and is a predicted model, not a curated record. The transcript has 2 exons. Gene Ontology annotation, molecular function: protein kinase activity; protein binding; ATP binding. Bases 933 to 4127 code for a protein of 1064 amino acids.